CAUACGAACGCGGCCAAAACUGACGUCAUGGACUAGGGUGGUGCUGGACGUACACAACAGAUCCCCUCCUAAACUGUCUGCUGUCAUCCAUUAUUAACUGAUCAAUCUAGUUCACCUCCAAGAUGCCACUCUACGAAGGUUUAGGCAGCAUUGGAUUAAUCAACGAGAAAAAUAUUACGGUGGUUUUCGACUUUGGGGCGGCAUAUACUAAAGCUGGGUUUGCUGGAGAAACUGGACCUCGCGUAAUAGCAAGAUCAGAAGUUAAAUGCCGGGAGAGUGGGGAGACUGUGCCAGUGUUCCAGGUCAAGGAUGAGGAGGAACUGAGGCACCACCUUGUAGAUUUCAUCCAUAAGCUUUAUUUCAGGCACCUCCUUGUGAACCCUAAAGACAGACGUGUUGUGGUGAUUGAGAAUCUUCUGGGUCCAAGCAGUGUACGCAAUACUUUAGCAAAGGUUCUCUUCCGCCACUAUGAGGUCCUGUCUGUUCUUUUCGUUCCAUCCCACCUGGUGUCACUGAUGACGUUAGGAGUGACCACAGGGUUGGUGAUCGACAUGGGUUACCAAGAGACCACAGUUGUGCCUAUUUAUGAAAAUGUGCCAAUAUUAAAUUCUUGGCAAGCUUUACCCUUAGGAGCUAAAGCCAUUCACAGUUCUUUAUGUGAACUGUUGCUAGACCGUGCCGUGGCUUUAGGAGAAGACGGGAAGGAACAAAGGCUGUCUGCUGUUACUCAGGAAUUGUCUGACAAGGUUUUGGAGGACAUCAAAGUUCGUACUUGUUUUGUCACCAAUCUUGAACGAAGUGGACGUGUGCAGAGUAACAAAUAUGACAGAUCUGUGGAACCACCCCCUCCUGCUCCAAGUGCUCAGUACCCAUUGUCUGGUAGCCAUAUUCUGACCAUUCCUGGUACUGUAAGGGAGAUGGCAACAGAAGUCCUCUUUGAACGAGAUGAGGACCUGCUCAGUGUUCCCUCUAUGAUACUUAAUGCCCUCGCCAAGUGUCCGAUCGAUACAAGGAGAACUCUGGCAGAUAAUUUAUUUUUUAUUGGAGGUACUGCAACUAUGAAAGGCAUGAAGCAUCGAAUAUUGACAGAAAUACGGGCACUGGUGAAAUCUCCGACAUUUGCUGAUGUGUUACAAAUUAGUUCUUUCAAGGUUCACCAGCCACCAGCCAAAGACAACUAUGUGGCAUGGUUGGGAGGUGCUAUCUUAGGAGGAACAGAAGCUGUUGUUCAUCGCUCUCUGCUACGUGACCAGUACAUCAUAAAUGACUUAGUUCCUGAGUGGUGUAAUCUAGCAUUCAAUACCAAAGAUGAAAAUGAUGAGAAGUCAGCAUAAAGCAUUGUGUAUAUUAUAGAGGAAAAUGUUUUCUACAUUAAUAUAUUGUGUAUAAAGGUUUGAAGGAGUAAGCAUAGAAUGGAUUGAAAAUUUUAGAGAUUUUGUUCGAACAGUUCUAAUAACGAAAAAUAAUAUUUACUAAAUAUUGAUUGGGAAAAUUCUGAGUUUUUUGGUUUUUCUUAUUCUUAUAUUCUGAUCCUUUGAGGACUGUUUCACAAAGUAAUUGUAAACAUUCUUAAUGUAAAGUUAGGAAUUCUUUAUGGUCAUUGUACUCAUUUACCCAGCAACUGCACACAGUAAAAAGGAGCUCCUGACUCAUGUGGUAAUGGUUUUAUGCACUAAUUUAUUCUUAGUUUAAUGAAGGAGUGAUGUCGUUCAUGUAUUAAUCGUCAUUACCUACGCUUUCACUAUGAUGGGGGAUUGAGAGUCACUUGCUUAUAAGAAUACUUUUGUGAAAUCCUAUGUUCAAUUUUUUUUAAUCACUACAUACAUAUUGAAAAGAAUGUCUUGAUAAACUAAAAUUAUUAAUUUAAUAUACUGUACUGAAAUAAAAUAUUGAGAAGAGAUGAAGAAAAAACAUUAACUUAAUGAAAACUGUAUUGCACAUCAUACUUACUGACUGCACAUGCUGCUUGAAUGUCCUCUCGCCCAAGUCUUGUCUGGGGCUGAUCGUGUCUAAUACACUUCUUUGGGGCGUGUGGUGUUUGUAUCUUGCCAGCUCUAUAAUGGACAACCCAAAGCUGCAGCACUCUUUCUUAGGAAAAUAUUAUUCCUAGACACAAUGGAACUGUGCAUAACUUUCAUAGAGCUGAAAUGAAUCUAGAGUUACUGUAUUUUAAAGUUAAGCAAAGCUUAUAAUAAUAAAUGGAACUACUGUACUAUGAAAAGACAGUUUGUCAUAAAUUGAUUUGUGAAGGCUAUCACUACUGUGAUCCUCAGCAUACAAAGUGCCUAUUCUUUUGUAUUUAUAUGAAGGUUAAUUUGAGUGUAUUGCAGAUAUAUAUCAUUACUGUAUUAAGCAAUUAAUGUAUCAUAUGAUAACUUUAGCCUUAAAUUAUUUGCUGUAUGGCAUUACUGUGUUUCAUAUUUAUACCAUAUUAGGUUCAAUGUAUAUUAAUCAUUAUCGUAAAGCUAGCCUUACUUUAUUAUAGCAUAUCAAAACAUGUUACAUAAAAUAACAAUGCUUUACAAGUCAAAUGUAAAUAACUUUGAAGUAAAAUAUACAUUGCAAUGUUUGGUGUAAUAUUCUGAAGGUACAAAAGUGAUGAGAAAGGAAUUACUGAAUUUCUAUAUGCAGGGACAUGCAUGUAAAGUAGGUGUGGUGAGAAGACUUUGAUGGUGUGUUUGUGUAGCAUCUCAGGAGUGCUGGGUCAGCAAGUGAUGUCCUCUAGUAUUCAAAGAGAAGAUACUUUAAUUACACAACUUGUACCGAUAUGAAUGUACAGUACAGUAUAUGUAUAUAUUUAGCAAUAACACAAUGCCAGUUUACAAAGUAAUUCUUUGAAGCAAGUAAUGUGGAGUUUGCUCUUUCCUGAGUUGUUUGAUGGUGGUGUAUUUUGACUAUAUAUUUUCCAUGUUGGAAUAAUUAUUUGGUUCUCUGUUCAUAUUUACUUAUAUUAUUUUGGUAUUUUUUUAAUUAGAAAUACACAAACCUACAAGGAGACAGACGACUGCCUACUCACCCUAAAGAUUCACUAUUGAGAUGGCAAACAAAUUCAUUUAAAUAAAACAAUAUAUUAAUGUCUGUUGA
Procambarus clarkii (red swamp crayfish) is the source of this 3084-nucleotide messenger RNA. It is a transcript of the gene Arp10, whose product is annotated as Actin-related protein 10. Lineage: Eukaryota; Metazoa; Arthropoda; Malacostraca; Decapoda; Cambaridae. Gene Ontology annotation, cellular component: dynactin complex. Gene Ontology annotation, biological process: retrograde axonal transport of mitochondrion. The record is from RefSeq and is a predicted model, not a curated record.